Arachis duranensis is the source of this 1020-nucleotide messenger RNA. RefSeq lists its product as uncharacterized. The transcript has 3 exons. The record is from RefSeq and is a predicted model, not a curated record. Bases 1 to 1020 code for a protein of 339 amino acids. Lineage: Eukaryota; Viridiplantae; Streptophyta; Magnoliopsida; Fabales; Fabaceae.
AUGGAGGAUAUUGCAAAUAUACGAGUGUAUUAUAACGGUGAGAUUAUACCGAAUACACACGAAGGAGUGAGUUUUCUUUGUGAAUGUCCAUUUUCAUUUUCUAUUCCAUACAGCACGAGUUUUAUAGAGUUGCAAAAUGGUGUUUGUGUGAACAUACAAAGUCAUAUUUUGAAAAGGGAGAGCAACAUUUUGUAUAGGAAUCCUAUGCAAGUAUUUGGUGGACUGAUACAGUUUCAAAUAAUGUCCAUCACUGACGAUGCAAGCAUGCAGCAGAUGUUCUAUAUUUAUCGACAAAUCCGAUUUCAUGUGCCGGUGAUAGAGCUGUACGUUGAGUUUGAACAGCAGUCGGGGAUGGGUACGGUCGGCGACGAGGUCAAUGUUGAUGAGCUCGGGGAUAUAGAUUGGGAAGAAGAAAAUAAUGACAGCGAAGAGGAAUUCGAAGCUAACUAUGAAGUCGAUGACGAAAACGAUGACGGAGACUUGGCAGGCAAUCCGGCGGUGCAGAAUGAGGCGGAUGCCAUUGUAAGCCAACACCCGUUUGGUGUGCCGUCUUUUAUGCGGACUCUAGAUCUCGAAGCCAUGCAUGCCCCGAAAUUUCCUGAGUAUGCGAAUACGGGUGAAGGCAACGUUGCGGCGGAAGAUGGCAAGUUUAAUGUCGGAAUGGAAUUUGGUUCGAGAGAGUCGGUGAUAUCUGCAAUCAAAAGCUACACCAUCUCUAGAGGAGUUGAUUACACUGUGUAUGAGUCUGAGCCGCAGACAUUCUAUGCGAAAUGCAAGGGGUAUGGUGCAGGGUGCGACUGGCUUAUUCGAGCUAGCUUAAUUCGAAAAAAAGCUUGUUGGGAGAUCAGGAGAUACAAUGGCAAGCACACGUGCACCAUGGGCACGAUUUCACAAGAUCAUGCCAAGUUGGACUCAAACACAAUUGCAGAUGCCAUUAGGCCGUUGGUCGAAGCAGACCCCUCGAUAAAGGUGAAGUCUGUUAUUGCAGAAGUUCAAGGCAGACUCUGCCAAUAUGGUUGA